Neodiprion virginianus is the source of this 1860-nucleotide messenger RNA. RefSeq lists its product as uncharacterized. The record is from RefSeq and is a predicted model, not a curated record. NCBI's taxonomy places the organism in Eukaryota, Metazoa, Arthropoda, Insecta, Hymenoptera, Diprionidae. The coding region runs from base 413 to 988 and encodes 191 amino acids. The transcript has 4 exons.
CGCCGUUCGUCGCGACGCACUCCGACGCCGUCACCCUGGCAGUAAAGGAAAACCAAAGUGCAGCCUGUAUAACACAACGCGAAGCAUCUACAACUGGUGCAAUUAAUUUUCGAGGGCUUGGUAGUUUGCAGAGAGCGAUAGAGAGAGGGGGAGAGAGAGAAAGAGACAAACAGACACGAGUGAGAUCGUAAGAUCAAGUAAACCAAAGAGAGGUGUUAGAAGAGUUUUGACGUAAAUUAUACAGGCAGCAACGCGGAAAACGAGACGAACGAUACGGGGUAGAAGAACCCAAGGAAAACGACUACGAACGAAUGCGACAGAAGUAAAUUUGUGUAGUACAUACACUUCGACGAGGUAUAUCAGCCUGCUGAGAAGAAGAAAAAAAGAAGGAAAGGAAUAGAAAAGAAGCAACAUGUUUCCUAUAUUAGAAUCUAGAAUGAUGAUUAUUUAUCAAGUAACUAUAAUCUUGAGCUUGAAUGCACUUCUGGUUCAAUGCGCCCCUUUUCUACACCAAACGACCGAUGGAUCCUGGGAUGAAAAUAUGGUGGAUUGUUCGCCCGGAGGACGUUGCUGGGAAUAUUUACAGAGACAGGAACUACCAGCUAAGCAAGAUUACUAUAAAGAUCCUCUGAGACUCCAGAGUCACCGGGAUCAAAAUUCAAUCGUUGCGCAACCAUCUCUAGACACUUUGCCGCCAACUAAUAGAAUAGCUAAAAAAGGUGUAUUCACCUCUCGCGGAUGGGGAGCGGGUGGAAUGCCUUUUUCUGUAUUAUAUAUGAAUCCGCACAGUUCGCGCUCCAACAGUAACACAGGGGCUAACGAGAUCGAACCGGUGAGAGCACUUCCAUUGGAAAGCCCUGCUUCGCUACCACCACCCAGACACUCGACCAAUCGCGUAGCCCUACGAAACGGAGCUUCUGGAAGAAGGCAGUACUCCAUAAUACCUCAACUCUUUGUAUCUUACGGAUGGGGACCGCUUGGGAAAUAGUUAUUUCCAGAUAAAAAAUGCGAAUGUGACUAAGGGACUGCGCGAUUAGAGGAAUAAUUACUGUAAUCUCACAAUUCAAAGUUUGCCAAAGAAAAGUACUCUUCGUUAAUAACCGCAUCAAUAUCUCACAGAGUUAAAACAAUUGUCAAAUAAUGCUAUAUUAUCAGGACUUGAAAAAAAAAACUUGAACUUCAACCCAAUUUACCAAUUGUACAAACUGCCAUUCUGUAGGUAACUCUAAAAUUAGCCACUUUAUGAAAUGUAUGAAUUUUCGAAUAUUAUUACAAGAAUCCCAAUCAUUUAUUAUGCUUAAACUUUAUCAACAUAAUCGUAUCAAAAGCAGCGUUUAUAACGUAACAAUAGCUAAAUUUAAAACGAUAAAAAAAUUCACUGUAAUAUGCAGAAUUCGUAAUCAAGAUUACCACAGCUAAUUUCAUUGUUACUGGUAACUGUUACGAAUUUCGGUGGUAAAUACAGUCUCAUCACAUACAAUCUCAACAUUUUAUGCGCACGAUAUGUACUUGAAAUGAAAUUGUUGUCAUUUAUGUAUACUAUUACUGCUAUUUAUUUACUAAUAUUCAUGAUAAGUAGUUAUUUAUUUAUAGAUUUUAAUUCAACGAAUAAUGAACGAUUAUAAGAUUACUUUGAGAAAUCUUUACGACUUAUUUUUUCUGCUUGGUUAAUUCUCAACAACUGCAUAAAAACUCGAUGUAUAGGCUGGAGCAAUUAUUGAAUAAACAUGCUCAGUUUUACUAAGCUCUAAAGGUAAUAAAUGAACUAUGUUUCCAAGUAAAGCAUAAAAAGUAUAAUGAAUAUAUUUCUAAUAUGAGGAUUACCCCUUUUCUGCCAAAGGUAUCAUAAUGUGUUAUUGA